Calypte anna (Anna's hummingbird) is the source of this 2411-nucleotide messenger RNA. RefSeq names its product SPT3 homolog, SAGA and STAGA complex component (gene SUPT3H). The transcript has 13 exons. The coding region runs from base 174 to 1334 and encodes 386 amino acids. Gene Ontology annotation, biological process: transcription by RNA polymerase II. The record is from RefSeq and is a predicted model, not a curated record. Gene Ontology annotation, molecular function: transcription coactivator activity; protein heterodimerization activity. NCBI's taxonomy places the organism in Eukaryota, Metazoa, Chordata, Aves, Apodiformes, Trochilidae.
CCCUUCCCUCCCCCUAUCCCGCAGCGCCGGUUUUGCUCUUCAGCGCCGGAGCUGCGGCUGCUGUGGCGGCGGUGGCGAGCGGGGCGGGGGGGGAAGAAGGCGAGAGACCGCUGUUUUUCGUUCUCCUCCGUUCUUGCCUCCGUCCAGGCAACGCGUGGAGGAGAAGGGACGAGAUGAGCAGCACUGUGGCUAGCCCAAUGUCAAUGACUGCCUCUUCAAGCAGUGGAAGAAAAUCAACAAGCUUUACACCUGAACUUCAAAGUAUGAUGUUUUCCUUAGGAGAUGCUCGCCGGCCACUCCAUGAAACUGCAAUACUGGUGGAAGAUAUUGUCCACACGCAGCUGAUAAAUUUGUUGCAGCAAGCAGCUGAAGUUUCUCAGCUGAGAGGAGCUCGAGUCAUCUCUGCUGAAGAUCUCCUGUUCUUAAUGCGCAAAGAUAAGAAGAAGCUUAGAAGGCUACUUAAAUACAUGUUUUUUCGAGACUACAAAUCUAAAAUUGUCAAAGGAAUAGAAGAAGAUGACCUCCUUGAAGACAAAUUCAGCAGUAACAACACCAACAAAAGGCAGAAGCUGGCACAAGACUUUCUUCAUUCCAUUGACCAAACUGGAGAGCUCUUAGCCAUGUUUGAAGAUGAUGAGAUUGAUGAUGUCAAGCAGGAGCGGAUGGAGAGAGCAGAAAGACAAACACGAAUGAUGGACUCCAUCCAGUAUGCAGAAUUUUGUGAAAGUCGGCAACUGAGUUUUUCAAAGAAAGCAUCCAAGUUUCGUGACUGGUUGGACUGCAGCAGUAUGGAAAUAAAGCCAAAUGCAGUUGCAAUGGAGAUUUUGGCUUAUUUAGCAUAUGAAACUGUCGCACAGUUGGUGGACUUGGCCCUUUUGGUUAAACAGGACAUGGCUCCCAAAGCUGGUGACCCAUUCAGUCAUGCCAUAUCUGCCACCUUCAUACAGUACCACAACUCUACUGAGCCACAUCUCUUAGGGCAAUCUACAAGUGUAAAGAACAGUCUCGACUCUCCUGAAAACACCCCACCUCCUACACCCACACCCCCAUCAUCUGCAGGACAGCAGCAUCUUGGGAAAACCCCAGCAGCAGCCCUGGGGAAUGGUGGAAUUGGACAGGACUCUACCAAAUCCAAACAAAGGAAAAGAAAAAAGAUCCCUGGUGUUGUAUCCGAGAGAAAUAGCACUGCAGCCUGUGGUAUAGAGGCUCAAAGUGAUGCCAUCCAGCCCAGCCACAUCAGAGAGGCCAUUCGACGCUAUAGCCACAAGAUUGGCCCCCUUUCUCCAUUCACAAGUGCCUACCGCAGGAACGGGAUGACUUUUCUCGCCUGCUAAGAUGGAUGUGGCUGCAGCAACAGGAAAGACACUGUUAUAUUAAGGUGAUUUUCGUUUUCCACUCCUUGGAAGAAGAAAAAAAAAUACAUUAAAAAAAAAAAAAAAAAUACAAGCUCCAAUGUCCCCGUGUACCAGUGAGUGGGCUGGUUUGUUGUGACUAUCUGCUGGCUGACUCUGUCUCUCUUUCCAGCCCCCUCAAUCGUUAUUCUUGUUUACUAGCUGGAACAUUUAGCUAAUUAAUGGCAGGAUGUUUGGGAUAGCGUGUAGGUGGACAAGAAUGCAGAUCAGACAAUGCUGAAGUUUGUAGGGGACUUGCUGCUGUCAGCCUCUUUCUGGGAUGGCAUUUUUAUUUAAGUGUUUGGAGGUCUGUGUGUUCUCCUACACAUGGUUGGGUUUUUCUUUUUGUGUAAAGCAGGAUGAAGCAGAAAGAGGCCAGAGAUAGACUGGGUUAGCUAGAUUAAUACAAGUUAUAUAAGGGUUAUAUAUGGUUUCCAUGUUAAUUUCACAAAAAGAAACACUGUUUUACACUAUUUUCCACUGAUUUCUCACAAAUAUUUUUGGAGUGCUCAGACAGUGUAGCCCGGUUUAAUCCAGUGAGGGACCUUUAUCUGAGAGUAAUAGCGAGUUCAGAUCCAAAGAUACUCAGAAAAAUAAAAAUAAUCAGGUAAACUGCCUUACACCAGCUAUAGACUUGUCUUUUUGCAGACCCCAGAACAGGUAGUCAGCCCCAAAUUCUCAAUAUUGCUGGCAAGCCCCAAAUUCUCAGUGUUGACAGUUCUCUCUUUUGAUUCUCCAUGCUUGAGCUGUGGCUCUUUGAAAUCAAGGAAAGCUUUUACAAUGAUAUCCCACUGGAUUGGGUCCCUAUGCAGAAAAAUAUAUCCUAAAGUAUUGAGAUAACUGGGUCUGUCUCAGUGCUUCUGAGUGGUUAAGCAAAGGCUUCAUGUUAUGUACUUGCUCAGCAUUUGCUGCAGGAAGCAGAUGCUGUCUCUGUUGUUGACAGAGGCAGGAUUACUCUUGGAUUUGGUUAAAAAAGAAAUGGGCUCUCUUUUUUUCCUUUUUCUUUUUUCUUUUUUUGCC